UCUGUUUAAAAACUCAAGAACCGAUCAACAUGUAAGAAUAUGCGAUGAUGAUGAUGAUGAGCCAGACAAGAACAAUCCCGAGAUCCGAACUUACCGGUUGACGCAUUUCCCCCGAUCCUGAGAAUUUCCAUUCUUGGUUUUCAAGAUUUGUGGUAGAUUCCUUAAGUUUGGUGAUGAUGUCAAGUGAUACAGCUCAGAAGCCUUUGCUCCCAGAGAAGAGCGUAGACCCUAUGGCUGAAGAUUUCAACCGAAAUUCCUCGAGGAAGAGAAGAUUCCGCCGCUGUAAAAGCGCUCCUCGGGGAGAUUUCGGUUACAACGACGAUGCCAGACUUGACGAGGCGCCUCCUCCUCCGCCACUACGUAAUCUUUCCAUUUUCAAAGAUCUCAACCCGAGCUUCAGACGAGUCAUCCUGUUCUUGGCUUUGUAUUUAGGCAUUGGUGCUAUAUGCUUCUAUCUUGCAAGAAACCAGAUUUCUGGUAAUAAGACCAAUGGUUUGGUGGAUGCUGUCUAUUUCUGUAUAGUAACGAUGACAACCGUCGGAUAUGGAGACCUCGUACCGAGCAGUUCUGCCUCGAGGUUACUGGCUUGUGCCUUUGUCUUCUCGGGAAUGGUCCUUGUGGGUCAUAUUCUAAGCAGGGCAGCGGAUUAUCUGGUGGAAAAGCAAGAGGCUUUACUGGUUAGAGCCUUUCACUUGCGUCGAAACUUCGGUCCAACAGACAUUCUGAAGGAGAUUCAGACCAACAGGACGAGGUACAAGUGUUAUGUUACGUUCCUUGUCCUUGUGGUCCUCGUCUUGGCCGGAAUGGGUUUCCUCGUUGUGGUCGAGAAGAUGCAGUUUGUCGAUGCCUUGUACUGCGUUUGUUCCACGAUCACGACGUUGGGGUAUGGCGAUAAGAGCUUCAAUACCGGAUCUGGACGUGUAUUUGCUGUGUUUUGGAUAUUGACGAGCACGAUAUGCUUGGCUCAGUUUCUCCUCUACGUAGCCGAGCUUAAUACCGAAACCAGGCAGAGGGAAUUGGUGAAAUGGGUUCUGACUCGGAGAAUCACAAACAGUGAUCUUGAGGCUGCUGAUCUUGAUGAUGACGGUGUCGUCGGGGCGGCGGAGUUCAUUGUAUACAAGCUCAAAGAAAUGGGGAAGAUCGAUCAACAGGACAUUUCAGCGAUAAUGGAAGAGUUCGAGCAACUGGAUGUUGAUGAGUCGGGAACUCUGACAACUUCUGACAUUGUGUUUGCUCAAUCUUCUCAGUUCAAAAGAUGAGAGAUAUUAUCAAGCUUUUCACGACAGCAAGCGUACAAAUCAAAUCUUAACUCAGAUCCUAUGUUUUUGUCUGAAGAUAACAGAAGGCGAGUGUUUACUUUCUGAAUUUCAACUUCCAUGUCUGUGUAAUUAAACACAAGAAAUCAAUCUUCAUGAAAUCCA
Molecule: messenger RNA, 1421 nt
Organism: Tarenaya hassleriana
Lineage: Eukaryota; Viridiplantae; Streptophyta; Magnoliopsida; Brassicales; Cleomaceae
Product: two-pore potassium channel 1
Exons: 3
Coding region: 174-1259 (361 amino acids)
Biological process (GO): stabilization of membrane potential; potassium ion transmembrane transport
Cellular component (GO): plant-type vacuole membrane
Molecular function (GO): potassium ion leak channel activity
Source: RefSeq, a predicted model, not a curated record